UCUCUCAUUCACCCAAAAAAAACAAAUUUUUACAUCUAAAAAAAAAAAUCAAAACUUUUUUACUUUCUCUGGAUCCUCUUCUUCAAGCUCCAAGGCCAUUUAGGGUUUAUCUGAGGCUCUCUAAAUUGAUUCACCCAAAUUUUUUAAUUUUAUUUCUCAGCAAGCAAGCAAGCUUUUCUUCUUCUUCUUCUUCUUCUUCUUCUUCUUCUUCAUCUUUUGGGUAAGAAGCCCUUCUCUUCCUUUAAAGUUUUCGUUAGCCUUUACCUUUUUUUUUGCUUCUGCACGCCUUCAUUUGCACUUUUUUUUUUUUUUUUUAAGUUCUUCUGAAACUCUCUCUUUGAUUGCUUUUUCAUGAGAUUUGGGGACCGUAUUCAGGGGUUAUUUUAGUGGGCUUCUCUGAAGAUUUUCGUAUUUUUUUUUUUUUUAUUCUGACCUUUCAUUAUCUAUAUGUGGUCACUUGUGAGUCUUUGCAGUUUCAACUCAAAACAUUUAGGUUUUAGUUUUUUUUUUCAAUUUGUUUUUCUGGGUUUGCUUUUAGCUUAUCUUCUUUGUUUCACGCAUUGGCUCUCUCUCUCUAUCUCUCUGAUUUGACAUUUGUGAUUUGUUUGUGGGGUUUUUUGUUAAGAAAAAAAAAAAAAACAUUGCUACAUUUAGCUGGGUUAAAUGGAAUCUUCUUCACUCAUGCUUCACCAGCUACACUGUUCUUUGUUUCCCAGUAAAUUUUUAAGUUUUUUGAGAUCUGUUGUUACUUAAUCGAUUCCUUAUUCCUCAUAGUUGUUAGAUCUCUUAACCUCACUCCAAGCUUUCUACUUUACGCGGUUUGAUUUAUUAAAUUCGUAAACUUUUGUUCUGGUAACUGUGUGAUUGUGUUUCCAUCCCAGAAGUUAAGAAACGGAUCAUAGAAAGAUGAAUAACUCGGUGCUGCUUUGAUUUUCUCAAGGGAUUUUAGUUACUGUAUAAGCUCUGUUUUGCAAUGGGAUCGUUUGGAGGCGCUUGUGAAAUUGUGGAAGAGAAGGAUGAUGAAGUAAGGUUGCCAAAACAUUCCGGGAGAUAUGGUAAAUCGGUUAUGGGAUCAUCUAGUAAAGAUUCGGAGCGGAAGCCACGAGAGUAUCAUGGCUCUCUUGAGUAUGAUAUUGAUAAGCUUUUUCAGUCUAUUUCUGUGAAACCAUCAACGAGGUUGAUGAGUUCUUCUUUCCAUAAUCAUGAGACGAGCGCAAGUGCCGGUCCAAGCAGGACUACAAGCCCUUCCAAGAGAAUUGCUUCCAUGAAAAAACCUGGCACACCUCAGUCGCCUAGAGUUUUUGGUCUCUCUGAUUCGGUUUCUUUGAAGCAGGCUUUGAGGGAUCGUUGCAUUUCCAAGGCGUCGGAAAUGGCUGCUCAGAAACGGUUGUCGAAAUCAGCUGCUGCUUCUCCGAGGGUGUCAGAAGCAGACAGGAUAAAGAGUUUGUAUGACCAAGUUUCGAAUGAAUCUACUAGCAGCAGGUCUGUGCUUGUUCCUGGGGACAAGGGUAAAGGAAGUUUGGUUGAGAAACCUCUGAUGCCGUUAAAUGAUAAACCAAGCUCUUCAAAGAGCGUGGCUCAGCGGUUUGAAGAGCCUGCUAACCCCAUUUCUGAGCCAUCUCAAGAUGGAAUCAGUUUGAGAUUACAAGGAGUGGAAAAUCAAAUGCGGGAGAUUAAGCUGUUGCAUAAAUCCAACAAAUCUGGGUCUUGUCUUAGUUCUGGCAGUGGAGAUUAUGAGAUAGAGAUAGAUGAAAACGUUCCGUCUCCUUCCACUCAUGCGUUUGUUCAAGAUGUGAUAGAAAUAGACAAACAUGUUACCUCACUGCCUUCUCAUUCUAGCAAGAAAGUUAAUGCGACAGAGCUCGACAAGAAUAUUCCCUCAUCUGCUUUAGACUCAGAGCAGAAAGGGAAGUUGGAUGAUGCACCUAGUUCAGGGACAGAGAAGAGCAAAACAGUACGAAAGAUGAUUCCACAUCCCAAACAACCCAAAAAGAAGAUUUUGCUUAAGAAGAAGUUAAAAAUCGGGUUGGUUUCAGCAACUUACCCGACAAAAAACGAUGAAGAAAUUGUUCCUUCCAUAAAUUCUAGUGCCAAUCAACUUCUCUGCCAGAGAUGUCACUGUUCGUUGAAGAGCACCAGUAUUGAUAACCACCCACCCUCAUAUACUGCUAGUCAUAAUCCUGAGAUUUGCUCAGAAAGUUUGAGCUCUGUUUCAAAUAAUGUUGGUAAAGAAGCUCAUCAAGUAUCUGACGGGAACUCCUCUGGUUCUUGUAAUGUCAGUCAAAGCUCUGAAGCUGAGAUUGUCAUCAUGAAACAAGAUUUUUCCUCGAGCAAUAACAGUGGAAACGGUGCAAUGCACGAAAAGGAAAGAGAGAAUCCAACUUCAAGUGAGAAAUUCGAGUUUUCAUUGAGUUCAAAAGAUAGUCUUGGGGAUUAUAGCAGGAGCACAAGCAUGAGCGAGGAAAGCAAUCUGAGCCGAUUUAGCUGCGGGAAUAAGCCUCACAUGUCGAUGGAUGUGAGAUGGGAAGCGAUUAAGCAUGUGAAGGUUCAAUACGGCUCUAUGGGUUUACGACACUUCAACCUUUUGAAGAAACUCGGUUGUGGAGAUAUAGGAACAGUCUAUCUCGCCGAGCUGAUUGGUACAAACUGUUUGUUUGCCAUAAAGGUCAUGGACAACGAGUUCUUGGCAAGAAGGAAAAAGUCUCCACGGGCACAAGCAGAAAGAGAAAUACUUAAAAUGUUGGACCAUCCUUUUCUUCCUACAUUAUACGCUCAAUUUACUUCGGAUAAUUUGUCUUGUCUAGUCAUGGAGUAUUGUCCUGGAGGAGAUCUUCAUGUCCUCAGACAGAAGCAGCUAGGCCGUUGUUUCCCUGAACCUGCAGCAAGAUUCUAUGUUGCUGAGAUUCUCCUUGCAUUGGAGUAUUUACACAUGCUUGGUAUCAUAUACCGAGAUCUGAAACCGGAGAACAUUCUUGUCCGUGAAGAUGGACACAUUAUGCUUACGGAUUUCGACCUCUCACUUCGUUGUGCUGUGAACCCGACUCUUCUCAGGUCAAAUUCUCCGCCUGGUAAAGAUCCGGCAAGGAUUUCAGGUCCAUACAACACAUCCAACUGUAUACAACCAUUCUGUAUCAGCGAACCAUCUUGCCAGGUUUCUUGUUUCAGCCCUAGGCUCUCCUCAAACCAACAACAAGGUAGAAAACAAAAGAAGGCCGAUCAUCUUUCGAAAAGUCAACAACAGUUAAAGAGAUCAUUGCCUCAGCUCGUGGCUGAACCAACUGAAGCAAGAUCCAAUUCUUUUGUGGGAACACACGAGUACUUAGCCCCAGAGAUCAUUAAAGGAGAAGGACACGGCGCUGCGGUUGACUGGUGGACUUUCGGGGUUCUCCUUUACGAGCUUCUGUAUGGGAAAACACCUUUCAAAGGUUACAACAACGACGAGACGUUGGCCAAUGUCGUGUUGCAGAACCUCAAGUUUCCAGAUAGUCCGCUUGUGAGCUUCCAGGCAAAGGAUUUGAUCAGAGGGCUUCUGGUUAAAGAACCAGAGAACCGGCUUGGAUCAGAGAAAGGAUCUGCAGAGAUCAAAAGACAUCCUUUCUUUGAAGGAUUGAACUGGGCUCUGAUCCGCUGUGCAAUCCCGCCUGAGCUGCCAGAUUUCUAUGAGUAUGGUGGUGGAGCGGAAGCAGCUGCAGAUUCUCCUGGAGGCAGUGAUAGUAAGUAUCUUGAAUGUAAAGCCAUAGGCGAUCAUCUUGAGUUCGAGUUGUUUUAAGCAAGACAGAGAAAAUUUUCUGGUAAAAGUUUCAGAGUAAACGUUGUUGUAAGUUUAUAUCUAAGUUAAAGUCUAAAUGUCUAAUAUGUAAAUUUAGCUCUCUGAGACAUAAUCUCAUAUAUUCACCAGCUUUAGUCUCCAAAUUAUAUAUAUACUCAUUCUAGUUU
Molecule: messenger RNA, 3936 nt
Organism: Camelina sativa (false flax)
Lineage: Eukaryota; Viridiplantae; Streptophyta; Magnoliopsida; Brassicales; Brassicaceae
Product: serine/threonine-protein kinase KIPK1-like
Biological process (GO): protein phosphorylation
Molecular function (GO): protein kinase activity; ATP binding
Source: RefSeq, a predicted model, not a curated record